AUGCUUUUUAAUAAUGAUGGUACUCUACCAAAACUUCGUCAAAAAACUUCCAAUAAAUAUCGCAAUUUAAAAACUAAACUUUCAAAUAAUCAUCGUCCAUAUCAACCAUCUAUUGUUACAUCUGAUACUUCACAAACGCGUCUGGUUAAUCAGGCAAACACAAAUAACAUUACUCAUGCUACUAUCAACAAUAUCUACUCGACAUCGUCAAUUGCUGAAGACUACUGUCGAGAUUUUGGUCCAACAUCAUCUGUAUUACUUUUUGCUUAUCGUGGUAGUUGUUAUUCAUUAACAAAUCAGCUUGUAACAUGGUCACAAGCUGAUAAUCUAUGUCAAAAUCAUUUUCAUAUUAAUACAAAUAAAAAUCAAGGUGAUUUAGCAUCGUUUGAUGAUGCUAUUGAAUUUGAUUAUGUUAGACAAAUAGUUGGAGUGUUUAAUCGAUCAGCAACAGAAUUUGGAGCUUAUAUUGGUUUUAGUUAUCGAAAUCAAUCAUGGUUAUGGUUAAAUGGACGUCAUGUAAAUUUUUCUGAAACACCACCAAGUGUUAUUGCACCAAAUAAUCUUAUUUUUCCUUAUCAACAACAAAAACCAUGUGGUAAACUUGAAUUAUUAAGACCAAAUGAAACAACAAUUCUAUUUGGUUUAAUGCAACAAGAAUGUACAAAAACUGAACGUGCACUUUGUAAAAUUAAAGUUGAUCAUUGUUUUGAAAAUGAUCAAUGUGGAAUACAUGGUGUAUGUAGUAAUGAUGGAAUAACAUUUCAUUGUGAAUGUACAUUUCUUUAUGAUGGAAUUUAUUGUGAUAAAUAUAGUUCAGAAGCGAUACAAGUUAUUGCAGCUAGUAUAUUUAUUACUUUAGCUUGUCUUGGUAUUUGUGUAUGUAAACGAUCACAAAAAUAUAAAAAUAAUUAUCAAAAAAGACAAAUACAAAGACGAAAUGAAAAUAGCAAUAAUUAUGUCACCGAUGGUUCAUCAGGUUGUUUAUUUCGAAACUUAUUUAAUAAAUUCAUGUGUCUCUCUCAUUCUUCAUCAUCAUCAUCAUCAUCAGAAUGCAAAAAAUCUUCGAUUCCUCCUCCAUUACCUAAUCCUCGUCCAAAUAUAUCAAAAUUUCCGAAACGUCAUCGUUCAAAACCAAUUAUGGAUAGUUUAUUAACAUUUAUUCAAUCAUUUUUAACUGUUACUGUUGCUGGUAUAUCAAUUGUUUAUAUUUGUGUUCAACGUACAAAUGUAAUAUAUAAUGAUCAUAAUGAAAAAAUGAAUAAAAAUUUUUCAACAAAAUCUUAUCUAUGUCAUAUAAUUGGUUCAAAUAAUUCAAAUCAAAAUAUAAUUAUGCUACCAUUAUCAAUUCUAUUAACAUUAUUUCUAUUUAUAAUACAUCAAACAAUAAAUAGAGAUAAAAAAAAAAGUUUUCUACAAAAUUUAUCAUUUCCAAUAUUAGUUAAUCCAUUUCAAAAAUCAAAUCGUUUUCAUACAAUAAUUGUAUUUGCAAUAAUAUCAAAUCAAUUAAUAACAUUAUUAUAUGAAAUAUUAUUUUCAGCAAAUAUUAAUUUUCAUCAUGGAAUAUUAUAUGAUUUAAUACGUCGUUUUGGUUUAAUUGUACUUUAUGGUAUAAGAUAUUUUCCAAUAUUAUUAUCAUUAAAUAUUCAAUCAUUUUUAUCAACAUUUUUAACAUCAAUAUUUUUAACAUUUGAUUUAUUAUUAUCUGUUUAUUAUGAAGCUAAUUGUAUUCAUGCAUUAACAUCAAUAAUUAGUUUAAAAACACAUAGACAAAUUGAAAUAUCACGUAUACAUUAUUUAUUCUUAAAAUUUUUACCACAUUAUGCUGCAUUAGGACAUAUUAUAGCAAGAUUUUAUACAUUAACAUUACGAAAUUUUUUAAUAUUAUGUAAAGGUAAUAGUGAUAGAUGGAAUACAAUAACAAAUUCAACAUAUCAUACAACAUCAAUUGAAUAUGAUAAUGAUUGGUAUUAUACAAAAAAUUUAUUAAUUAAUAAACGUAAAUCUUCAUCAACAAGUUAUUAUUUAUAUACACAAACAAUACAUGAAGAAAAAAAUUGUUUAUGUUUAAAAAAUUUAAUUCAUUUAUUUUAUAAACCAAAAGCAUAUUUUCGUUAUUCAUCAUUAGUUUUAUUUACAUAUACAGUUUCAUUUCUUGUUUUAUAUAAUUUAACAUGUUCAGUUAUAUUUUCAAGUACAUUUACAUUGCGUUUAGUUAUGAAUUUAACUGGUAAUAUAAUAAUUAAAUUAAUGAAUAUAACAAAUAUAAAUUUAUCAAUAAAAUCAUUUGAAAAUUUAUCAUUUCAAAAUGAAAUUUAUUUAUCAUGUUUAUUAUCAUUUUUUAUUUAUGUUAUACAAUUAUUACUUGGUUUAAAAAAAUAUCAAACUGAUAUGUUAGAUUAUUAUCAAGGAAAAUAUUAUAAAAAAAAUCAAGAUUUAUUGUCAUCAUCAUGUGUUUUACAAAAAUCAUUUCAUUAUUCUGGUUAUCAAGUUGGUUAUUUAGCAUAUGGUUUUAUAGUAAUAAAUUAUUUUAUGUUUAUAACAUGUUUAUUAUUUAAAUUAUUAUUUAUACAUCCAUUAUUAACGAAAAUUCUUUUAAAAAUUAUAUUACCAAUGAUUAUUUUAUUUGCGUUAAAACAUAUUAUUGUUUAUUGUUUAACAAGAUAUUUUUUCUUAAGAGUUAUUAAAUCAAAUAGAAAUUUAAGACAAAAUAUUGAACAUGAUAGAAAAAAUGAACAUGAUAAUUAUACAGAAAGACAAGAUCAAGCAAUUUAUAGUGGUUCAACUGGUUCAUCAAUAUCAACACCUGAUGAUAACGAUCAUGAUGAAUCUCAUUUAUUUACAUUAGAAAAUCGUCAUGCCUAUUUUCUAUUUGUUUAUUUUAAUUUUUUCUUUGAUUGUUUUCUUGGCAUAGUAUCAUGUAUUUCACGUUUAUUUAAAUCAGGAAUUGCUCUUGUACUUUAUAUGCCAAGACUUGAUUAUAGUAUAUUUGGAAGAAGUUUAGAAAAAAUUGAUAAUGGUUAUACAGCAUAUACAUCAUAUCUUUAUGUUGAAGCUAUGCAUACACAUCCAAUUUUAAUAACAUUUACACAAAUUAUUUAUAUGAAUAUACUUGAUAAACGACAACGACAAAAACAUUUUUUAUUAAUUGAUGAAAAACAAAUAAUUGAACAAUAUAGACGAAAAUGUUUACGUUUUCGAUGGUUUUUAUUAAUAACUUUAAUGAAUAAUUUAUCAUUAAUACCAACAAGACGACAUCAUCGAAAAUUGACAAUAAAUAGGCAUAAGCAGAAAAUAAAUCAACGGACAUUAUCCGAUUCAUUAUUGUCAAAUGGAACGGUUACAGUUAAUAUGUGCCAGUGA
Rotaria sordida is the source of this 3360-nucleotide messenger RNA. The record is from the annotation of a GenBank genome assembly. Lineage: Eukaryota; Metazoa; Rotifera; Eurotatoria; Philodinida; Philodinidae.